Mercurialis annua (annual mercury) is the source of this 661-nucleotide messenger RNA. RefSeq lists its product as uncharacterized. The record is from RefSeq and is a predicted model, not a curated record. Lineage: Eukaryota; Viridiplantae; Streptophyta; Magnoliopsida; Malpighiales; Euphorbiaceae. The coding region runs from base 1 to 390 and encodes 129 amino acids. The transcript has 2 exons.
AUGAUAUCAGCUCCUCAUCUUAAGUUUCACCUAAAAGAAAUCAAUCAAACAAAAACAAUAAUGAGAUUACUGUUUCGUCAUCAUCAGAAUCAUCAGAAUGCCGUCGAGAUUGCUGCUUCGUCAUCAUCGGAAUCAUCAGAAUGCCGUCGAGAUUGCUACUUCGUCAUCGUCGGAAUCAUCGGAACGCCGUCGAUGAAAUUUUGUUUUCGUUAUGCUGCAAUUUCUUCUUGUGUUGAUCUUGAUGAUGAUGAUACAGUUGAGCAGCGUGAUGUUAACCCGAGAAGACAAAGCACGAGAAAUAUACAAGUGACAGUGUCAUCCGUACAGUUAAUCUUCGGUCAAGUGCACGGCGGGGAUGAUGAGUUUCAAGCAUUUAAAGAAGGUAACUAAGCAACUAUCCAUUCUUCAAAGUGGGACUUCAAGAUCGUAUAAGUUGCUGAAAAGCUAAUUGCAGAUAUUUAGUGUUGAAAAAAAAGGAACAAGACGGGGAAAAAAGUAGACAGAAUUAUACCGUACAGAAGCAAAGAAACAAAAUUUACAAAUUAAUUGUAAAUGCUAUAAUUUAUGCUUAUUUUUAUAAUUCUAAAACUAUUGUCUUUUUAGUAAAACGAUAGUCAACUGUUAGUAAAUUAACUUAUCUUUUAGUAAACGGUUGGCAAUU